AUGUGUAAAUGUACUGUAUUAGUUAAUGUUGCACUUUUGUUUUUAAUAAAUGCUUCGAGAGCUUGUAUCCAUGAACCCUGUGACAGACAAGCAAAUGAAAGGAUUCUGGGAGGCGAUAUGAGUCAGCGCAAUUCUAGGCCAUUUCAAGUAGCUCUAUAUCUACGCGUGGGCGCGUUAGGUGAAAUAGGAUUUUGCGGCGGGUCUCUAAUACACCAGCAGUGGAUCCUGACCGCCGCGCACUGCUGCUUCCACGGAGAAGACGAAGUGACACAUGCGCAGGCUGUGCUAGGAGCCUACUCCCUGUACGAUCGUUAUGAAAACGGGCGUCGUAUGAUCACCAUUGAUGAAAUCAUCGUACAUCCGAAUUGGGACUCGAGCACUUUCGCUAACGAUCUCGCCCUGUUAAGAUUGGCGAAUGUGGUGCAAAGUUCCGAAACAAUUGGUAUCGUCCGCUUGCCGUAUCUAGACAUGGUUGCAUCCAACUUUGCUGGUCUCGGCGCUAUCAUAUCUGGGUGGGGAAUUGCAACCGACGGGGUCACAUUUGUAUCACCGACUCUUCGAGAACUGUUGAUGACAGUGAUAACCGACCCUCUUUGCAAUACUACUUACUUCAACAAUUUGCCACCUAACGUUAUAUGUGGGUUCAGUACAUCUUCUGGUACUUGUAAGGGUGACAAUGGCGGGCCUAUGACGAUAUUUUCAACUGCAACGCAAGAGACAAUAUUGGUGGGUGUAGCAACAUUUGUAUCAUCAAGUGGAUGUAAUAACAACCUGCCGUCCGUGUUUACUCGCGUGCAGCUCCACUUGGACUGGAUCCAAGACGUCACAGGGAUUGUUCUCGAUAUGCGUAGUUUCAUAAUUUUUGGACUUAGUUUGGUGGCAGUGGCUUCGGCCACUGUUGAGGUGCAAAUUAAUUACCACGAGGCCAUCGGUAUCCCAGCAGCGACCAGGAUAAAGGAAGCCGAAGACAAGAUCUUAGCGAACAUAGCAAAUGAUGAAGACCGAAUUAUUGGUGGCGUUAUAGCGCAACCUAGUGCGCACCCUUAUAUGGCUGGUUUGGUCAUCAGCUUCUUUAACACCAAUGCCAGAUCCGCCUGUGGCGCAUCAUUAAUUAGCACGAAUCGACUGGUGACUGCCGCCCAUUGUUGGGACGCUCCGGGCCAAUUGUUUGUUAGCGAAUUCACAGUAGUGCUGGGAUCCAACUUCUUGUUCAGCGGAGGCACUAGAAUAGCAACGUCUAACGUCGCAGUCCAUCCUGAUUGGUUUCCUACAUUUUUGAGAAAUGACGUUGCGGUUAUCUAUUUACCGUUUAGUGUUACACUCACAAAUUUAAUUCAACCAAUUGACCUACCUUUCAACCAUUUGUGGGAGACUUUUGUCGGGGAAUAUGCCACGGCUGUUGGGUUUGGAAUAACAAGUGACGCCCAGGUAGGUGUGUCUGCGAAUGCUGUAUCGAGACAGGUCGACCUGCGAGUGAUAACAGUGGCACAGUGCGCGGCCGUGUUCGGCAACAAUUUUGUCCAACAGAGCACUCUCUGUACAGCCGGCACCGGACGUGUUGGUAUUUGUGGAGGCGACUCAGGUGGUCCACUCGUUGUCAACCGUAACGGCCGGAAUAUUUUGAUUGGUAUUAGUUCAUUUGUUGCUGCUAACAACUGUGAGGGUGGCCAUCCUUCCGCCUUCGCCAGAGUUACCUCGUUCUACGACUUCAUUUUCCAGCACAUGUAUUAACUUUUAUUAAAAUGCUUAUUUUGA
This is a messenger RNA of Melitaea cinxia (Glanville fritillary), 1755 nucleotides long. RefSeq names its product transmembrane protease serine 11D-like. The record is from RefSeq and is a predicted model, not a curated record. Gene Ontology annotation, biological process: proteolysis. The transcript has 12 exons. Gene Ontology annotation, molecular function: serine-type endopeptidase activity. Lineage: Eukaryota; Metazoa; Arthropoda; Insecta; Lepidoptera; Nymphalidae. The coding region runs from base 1 to 1731 and encodes 576 amino acids.